Colletotrichum abscissum is the source of this 643-nucleotide messenger RNA. RefSeq lists its product as uncharacterized. The record is from RefSeq and is a predicted model, not a curated record. The annotation marks the transcript as partial. Lineage: Eukaryota; Fungi; Ascomycota; Sordariomycetes; Glomerellales; Glomerellaceae. The transcript has a single exon.
AUGGAUACCGACGAGAAAUCGCAAACGCUGGGUUCCUCAUCGCGACCGAUCUCAUCACCUCUCAGCCCUACCUCUGAUUCAGUCACCAUCACUUUGAAAGACUUGGGCCCUAGUACCAGUGCUACGUUGGCCCGAUUUUGCAACGAUUCAGACACAGUAGCCAAAAGCUUUUGGAAGUGCCGUAUCGCCGACUACAGUCCGUCAGGUAUUUUUCCCAAAAAUGGAAUCGCCAGCUUCCUACUGGACACAGACGACGACACGUCUAGAGUGGAUUUCUACAUGUCGGAGAUCAAGCCUUUGCGGCGGGGAAACGCUGUGUUUCACUUACAAUACGCUUACACCGCAUAUUGUCGCCCGAAGGUGGUUUCGUUCACAAACUACGCGCCCGCAGUUCUUAAUAACAACAACCUCUUCUCAGCUGAUGCGCUACGAAGACGCACAGCCAUGCACGGCCACUACUAUGUUGGCGACUGGUCUUGUUUGCUUAGUAAGCCAUCUUCCUUGUUGAGUUGCGGUCCUCAGCUUAAAAGCCUCUUUGUGAACGAUGCCAAGCCAGGCAUCACGACGCCAUAUCUGUACUAUGCGAAACAUGCACUCACUGGAAGCGGCAUGCAUAUAGAGGAUCUCGCUGUACCGUCAAUCA